CUACCCUCGUGUCUUUCAAAUCUUUUCCCCAUUGUAAGUUUAUAACAUUCAACGCAAAUUUAAAAAUUUCUGCUUGCUUCUACAAAUUCAACGAUCCAUCAUACAGAUUAUAUAACACACAAACAGAGAAAUACGAAGAUAUAUAAUUACUAAUGGCGACGGAUCGGUUCAUUGUUGAGGUUGAGAAGGGAAAAGAAGGCGUAGAUGGAGGAAGUCCGUCGGUCGGCUCGGUUUACCGGAGUAUCUACGCCAAAGACGGUUUUCCUGAACCUGCCGAUGAUCUCCUCAGUUGCUGGGAUAUUUUCCGCUUAUCUGCGGAGAAAUCUCCAGAUAAUCCUAUGCUUGGUCGUAGAGAAAUUGUUGAUGGAAAAGCAGGGAAAUAUGUGUGGCAAACUUACAAAGAAGUAUAUGAUAUAGUGAUCAAGCUUGGAAACUCUAUCCGGACUAUUGGAGUUGGAAAAGGAGAGAAAUGUGGUAUUUAUGGCGCCAAUAGUCCUGAAUGGAUUAUAAGCAUGGAGGCUUGCAACGCUCAUGGACUCUACUGUGUACCUCUGUAUGACACUCUUGGUGCUGGAGCAAUAGAAUUCAUCAUUUGUCAUGCUGAGGUUUCACUUACUUUUUCUGAGGAGAAAAAGAUUUCUGAGUUAUUGAAGACAGCUCCAAAUUCAACAAAAUAUUUGAAGAAUAUUGUGAGCUUUGGGGAGGUUUCAAAUGUGCAAAGAGCAGAAGCUGAGAGGCACGGAUUAUCUAUAUAUUCAUGGGACCAAUUCUUGAAGCUUGGUGAGGGUAAACAUUAUGAGUUACCAGAGAAGAAAAGAAGCGACAUUUGCACUAUAAUGUAUACAAGUGGCACAACUGGUGAUCCUAAAGGAGUCUUGCUCACAAAUGAGAGCAUUAUUUAUCUACUUGAAGGUGUUAAAAAGUUGCUUAAAACUAUCAAUGAAGAGUUAACCAGUAAAGAUGUUUACCUCUCAUAUCUACCUCUGGCUCAUAUCUUCGAUCGCGUGAUUGAGGAGUUAUUUAUAUAUGAAGCAGCCUCCAUAGGUUUUUGGAGAGGGGAUGUUAAGAUUUUAGUUGAAGACAUUGCUGCUUUGAAACCGACUAUUUUCUGCGCUGUUCCUCGCGUGCUUGAGAGGAUAUACAACGGUCUUCAGCAGAAACUUUCUGAUGGUGGUUUCUUAAAGAAGACCUUAUUUAACUUUGCCUUCAACUACAAACAUAAUAACAUGGUGAAAGGGAAAGCUCAUGAACAAGCAGCUCCAAUCUUUGACAAAAUUGUAUUUAAGAAGGUAAAAGAAGGAUUAGGAGGAAGAGUGCGUCUAAUCCUCUCAGGAGCAGCUCCUCUUGCAGCUCACAUCGAAUCUUUCCUUAGAGUUGUCGCAUGUGCUCAUGUUCUCCAAGGAUACGGUCUAACGGAGAGCUGUGGUGGGACAUUUGUAUCGAUUCCAAAUGAGCUUCAAAUGCUUGGAACGGUUGGUCCACCGGUUCCAAACGUUGACAUAAGGCUCGAGUCAGUUCCAGAGAUGGGUUACGACGCUCUUGCUAGCAAGCCACGUGGAGAGAUUUGCAUAAGAGGAAAGACUUUGUUCUCUGGAUAUUACAAACGUGAAGAUCUCACUCAAGAAGUCUUCAUUGAUGGAUGGCUUCACACUGGAGAUGUUGGUGAGUGGCAACCUGAUGGAGCCAUGAAAAUCAUCGACAGAAAGAAGAACAUCUUUAAACUCUCCCAAGGAGAAUACGUUGCGGUUGAGAACUUGGAGAACAUUUACAGCCACGUAGCUGCCAUUGAAUCGAUAUGGGUAUAUGGAAACAGCUAUGAGUCUUACUUAGUGGCAGUGGUCUGUCCAAGCAAGAUACAGAUCGAACAUUGGGCUAAAGAACAUAACGUUUCAGGAGACUUUGAGACUAUCUGUCAAAACCAAAAGACCAAAGAGUUUAUCCUUGGAGAGUUCAACAGAGUAGCCAAAGACAAAAAGCUAAAGGGAUUUGAGCUGAUAAAAGGUGUUCACUUGGACACAGUUCCAUUCGACAUGGAAAGAGAUCUCAUCACACCUUCUUACAAGAAGAAAAGGCCUCAGCUUCUCAAGUACUAUCAGAAAGAGAUUGAUGAAAUGUAUAACAAGACAAAGAACUGAAGCUUUUUAUACUAGUGUGGAGCCUGUGAGAAGAAGGAAGGUGUUGGAAAAGUCUCAGGUUGUAUAUUUCUCUGUUCGUUGUGAAUCAUAUUGUUAUAUGUCUCUGUGUUUUGUUACCAUCGAAGUUGCUCGUGUCCUAAGCAAAAAAAUACAUCAUAAAGUUAUAUGUCUCUGUGUUUUGCUACCUUCUUUGUACUGACCAUACUCUCUCCUCGUAUUUUGUGUAUUUGUAUUCUAUGUUGUGAUAAAAUUCUCUCUAUUUUUA
Messenger RNA from Brassica oleracea var. oleracea, 2400 nucleotides. Its product is annotated as long chain acyl-CoA synthetase 3. Gene Ontology annotation, molecular function: long-chain fatty acid-CoA ligase activity. The record is from RefSeq and is a predicted model, not a curated record. Bases 153 to 2135 code for a protein of 660 amino acids. The transcript is spliced from 18 exons. Gene Ontology annotation, cellular component: endoplasmic reticulum; membrane. Gene Ontology annotation, biological process: fatty acid metabolic process. NCBI's taxonomy places the organism in Eukaryota, Viridiplantae, Streptophyta, Magnoliopsida, Brassicales, Brassicaceae.